This is a messenger RNA of Mercurialis annua (annual mercury), 934 nucleotides long. Its product is annotated as annexin D3-like. Gene Ontology annotation, cellular component: cytoplasm. The transcript is spliced from 4 exons. Gene Ontology annotation, molecular function: calcium ion binding; calcium-dependent phospholipid binding. Lineage: Eukaryota; Viridiplantae; Streptophyta; Magnoliopsida; Malpighiales; Euphorbiaceae. The record is from RefSeq and is a predicted model, not a curated record. Bases 101 to 832 code for a protein of 243 amino acids.
AAAAAGUGGCUGUUCAUUGUGCGGCUUCAAAUGUUCUUGCAACUUUGGCAUUCAAAGGGACGAUAUGCUAUUCCAACCAGCAAAAGGAAGUCCAUGAGACAUGAAAAAAGCAGUAAUUUUGUGGGCAUAUGAUCCAGCAGAGAGAGAUGCAAGACUAGCCAAUGAAGCAUUGAAAGCAGAAAAGAAAACCACAAAGCAACUGCAAGUGAUAGUAGAAAUAGCAUGUGCACCAUCUUCUCCUCACUAUCUUCAAGCAGUAAGGCAAGCUUACUGUUCUCUUUUCGACUGCUCCCUUGAAGAACACAUCAUUGCAUCUAUAGUCUCUCCACCCCUUAGAAAGAUUUUGGUCAGUCUUGUAAUCUCUUACAGGUAUGAUAAAGAAUUUGUAGAUACAAAUUUAGCCAAAUCGGAGGCGGAGAAGUUGCACGAAGCCCAAGGAUAUGAUGAUCUAGUGUUCAUCCUCAGCACUAGAAAUGUAUAUCAACUACGAGCAACUUUCCGAAGCUAUCAGCAAAACUUCGGAAACCCUAUUCACCAGGAUGUACAGAAAUGUGGAAAUGGUGAUAUGGAAUCUCUGUUGGAAGUGGUGAUUUGCUGCAUAGAUUCUCCAGAGAAAUAUUUCUCAAAGGUGAUCGGAGAUUCCAUAAUUAGGCUUGGAACCGACGAAGAUUCAUUGAUUAGAGCAAUUGUGACGACAGCUGAAAUUGACAUGAUGAGACUCAGAGGAGAGUAUUUCAACAUCUUCAAAACUAAUCUUGAUGGUGCUGUUGUUGAUGACACUUCUGGUGAUUAUCAGAAUUUCUUGAUGACUUUACUUGGUGCAAACAUUUGAUCAUGUGUUAUGCCCCUCUCAAUAUAUUUCUUCUGAUUUCUGAAUUGUACGGAAUUAAAAUUUGUGUUUAUGAUCUUAUUUAUAGUUCUCUCUCUCUGGUAA